This is a messenger RNA of Wyeomyia smithii (pitcher-plant mosquito), 1647 nucleotides long. Its product is annotated as leucine-rich repeat-containing protein 15-like. Bases 43 to 1515 code for a protein of 490 amino acids. Lineage: Eukaryota; Metazoa; Arthropoda; Insecta; Diptera; Culicidae. Gene Ontology annotation, molecular function: protein binding. The transcript is spliced from 2 exons. The record is from RefSeq and is a predicted model, not a curated record.
UUUCACGCGAGGACCAGUAGGUUGUAUACAAAUCACUGACUGAUGCGAAAAAUGGCGACGUCGUUCUGGUACUUCGUCCUGAUCGGGAUUUGCGUUCUGGCGCAACUUGUCGACGGUCGACGGGAGAUCAAGUUCAACUGUACCUUGACCGCUAACUAUUAUGAUUGUCUUUUCCGUGAUGUUAUCAUUCGAAGCGAAUCAGAAGCCGAUAGCAUCUUUUUCGGUGAGCAAAACUUCAACGACACUAGUAUAGCAUUUCGUGACUGCUCGAUGGUGGUGCUCCCGAAAAAAGUGUUCGAAACCUUCCCGGCGAUACAGUAUCUUUCAAGUGACGCGUGCAACAUCCAAAAGCUUCUCAGUGGAACAUUCGCCAAUGCCCAGCGGCUUCAGGAACUGCAUCUCUACAAUAACAAAAUAUCGAAGCUAAAUAACUUUGUGUUCAAUGGAGCAUUGCAGCUAGAAGUAUUGUCUCUUUAUAACAACACGAUCAAAUAUUUGGAGGAACAUGCAUUCGAUGGACUCGGGCAUCUGCGUCAGCUGUACAUGGAUGACAAUUUAAUAGAAAAGCUACCUGAGAGUUUGUUCUCCGGAUUGGAAGAGCUGCAGGUUCUGGAACUGCAGAACAAUAAAAUUAAGGAAAUCAACGAUGAUCAGUUCAUUCUGUGCUCAAUGAUGAGAGAGUUAAACCUUUCGACCAACAUGAUUAACACCUUCAACAUGACUCAACUGAUUGGAUUGAACAAGCUAGAAAUUUUGGAUAUCGGGAAGAACUAUUUGGAUGAAGUCUAUGUAACGAAAUACCUUCGCACCCUGAACGCACAGGAGAAUCAAAUCAGUCGAAUCCUAAUGGACCAAGGAGAUUUUUUCCAGCUAACUCAUUUGAAUUUAUCCCGAAAUAACAUAGCCAACAUAAAUAAUAUUUUCAAGUUUCGCAACCUUAUCGAGCUUGAUGUGUCGUACAACGAACUAAUUACGCUUGAUUUUGUGAUAUUCGCUUUCAUGAAAAAUCUCAAAGAUAUUAAACUGAACAACAACCAUUUAUGGAUCAUAGACAAUGGCAUACCGGCACCGGCGAAAUCUCUUCGCACACUAAAUCUCGCCCACAACAAGUUUCUAUUUAUUGAUUUGGCUGUGUUUGAUACUUUCCCGGCGCUGGAAAACAUUUACCUCCAUGGAAACGAGCUAAUCGACAUGCGUAUCGAAGAUGUGGAGCAAAACUUCCCCUACCUGGCGCUGGUUUCCACCGAUAACAACGACUGGGACUGCAUUAAUCUGAUGAACAUCGUUACGACACUGGAACGGGCUUACGUCAAAUGGUCCGCUGCUAACCGGAACUGCACCAAGCCAGAACAGCACAAAUUCAUCUGCUGCACCUCAACCGAACAUCACCUGCGAGAGAAAAUCGUCCGACUCACGAAGGAAAUCUAUAAAUCGCGCAAAAUGAUCAAACAGCUAAUCAUGGAAAAUGCUGAGCUGAGAACGGAAGUGGAAACCCAAUUUCUGCCGACCGAUUAACUAGCAGCUGGUAUGUAUGUAUGUAUGUAACAUGUACUGUAUUUCUCUGCAAUGAUUCCCUAGUUGGUAGAUGUAGUCGUUAAAUGGAGUUUUUUGAUUUAAAAUUUGAUAAAUAAAUUUUAAAAAAUAUCA